AUGAAAAACUCAAGGAAUCAAACUGUCAUCUCCCAGUUCCUCCUCCUGCGCCUGCCCAUCCCCCCAGAGUACCAGCACCUUUUCUAUGCCCUGUUUCUGGCCAUGUACCUCACCACUGUCCUGGGAAACCUCAUUAUCCUUAUCCUCAUUCAACUGGACUCUCAUCUCCACACACCCAUGUACUUGUUUCUCAGCAACUUGUCCUUCUCUGACCUCUGCUUUUCCUCUGUCACAAUGCCCAAGUUGCUGCAGAACAUGCAGAGCCAAGUUCCAUCUAUCUCCUAUGCAGGCUGCCUGGCUCAACUGUACUUCUACCUGUAUUUUGCAGACCUUGAGAGUUUCCUUCUUGUGGUCAUGGCCUAUGACCGCUAUGUGGCCAUCUGCUUCCCCCUUCAUUACAGCAGCAUCAUGAGCCCCAAGCUCUGUGGGAGUCUGGUGGUGCUGUCCUGGGUUCUGACCACAUUCCAUGCCAUGCUGCACACCCUGCUCAUGGCCAGACUCUCUUUCUGUAAGGACAAUGUGAUUCCCCACUUCUUCUGUGACAUAUCUCCUUUGCUGAAGCUGUCGUGCUCUGACACACAUGUUAACGAGCUGGUGAUAUUUAUUAUGGGAGGGCUUGUUAUUGUUGUUCCAUUCCUACUCAUUGUUGUGUCCUAUGCACGAAUUGUCUCCUCCAUUCUUAAGGUCCCCUCUGCUCGAAGUAUUCACAAGGUCUUCUCCACCUGUGGUUCCCACCUGUCUGUUGUGUCACUGUUCUAUGGGACAAUUAUUGGUCUCUACUUAUGUCCAUCUGCCAGUAAUUCCACUGUGAAGGAGACUGUCAUGGCUAUGAUGUACACAGUGGUGACUCCCAUGCUGAACCCCUUCAUCUACAGCCUGAGGAACAGGGAGAUAAAGGGGGCCCUGGGAAGAGUUCUUUGUAAGAAGAAAAAUCCCUCCUAUCUGUGA
Psammomys obesus (fat sand rat) is the source of this 948-nucleotide messenger RNA. Its product is annotated as olfactory receptor 1468. The record is from RefSeq and is a predicted model, not a curated record. NCBI's taxonomy places the organism in Eukaryota, Metazoa, Chordata, Mammalia, Rodentia, Muridae. Gene Ontology annotation, biological process: G protein-coupled receptor signaling pathway. Gene Ontology annotation, cellular component: membrane. The transcript has 2 exons. Gene Ontology annotation, molecular function: olfactory receptor activity; G protein-coupled receptor activity. The coding region runs from base 1 to 948 and encodes 315 amino acids.